AUGAAGCAGCAGCAGCAGCAGCACACGACCCUCAAAACAUCAGGACGUCUUUACCGUCAUCGCGCCUCUCACUGUGUAGGGUUACUCUUGCUUGUUGCAGGCGCAUGGCACACCCUCUGUUCAUCUCGACUAGGAGCGCACCCGGCACUUCCAUGGCUCAAGCGACCUAAUCUCUCUUAUGAUGACCUGAUCGAGCUUCUCAUCUCCGUUCCCCACGGCCACAGGGCCCGAGAAUGGAGUACCUACUAUACGUCAGAAUCCCACUUGCCAGGCCAGGGUCUCAGCCAAGCCGAAUGGACGCGGAGCAAAUGGGAGGAGUUUGGAGUCGUAAACACCACCAUUGCUCCCUAUGGGGCCUAUUGCUCUUAUCCUGAAGGCCAGCGACUGGCACUCCUCGACUUGAACAAGCCUGUCGCAGAACAAGUGUUAUACGAGGCCUCCCUGGUCGAGAAGCACGCCAUCAACAACCGUGGGAAAAGUCAGAGUUGGGAACUCUUUGCCCCGGCGUUCCAUGCGUUUUCGGCGCCCGGUAAUGUUACCGCUUCCUACGUCUUCGCCAAUUUCGGGACGCGGGAGGACUACGAGACCCUGGUGCGCACGGGAAUCAGUCUCGAAGGGAAGAUUGCCAUUGUGAAGUCGGCGCAGGUCACCCCGUACGUUCAGAAAAAGGAACUAAGUGUUAAUCGCUUCAAUCAGAUUCAAUGGGCGCAGAGAAUGGGCAUCCUCGGGGUGAUUGCAUACGCAGAUCCUGAAAUUGAUGGCUCCGUGGUUCCUGAUGGUGGGUAUAAGCCUUUCCCGGAUGGGCCUGCCCGUCCGGAAACUAUGAUUGAGAGGGGAGCGCUAGGCAAAGUGGAAACGCUUCCAGGUGACUCUGGGUCAGAUCUCAAUGGCCCUGCCUCGGGUGUAACUAUCCCGUCGAUUCCUAUCUCCUACGCCGAUGCAAUCCCGCUCCUCCGCGCGCUGAAUGGUCAUGGUCCAAGGGCGUAUGAGCUACCGCCGCGAUGGCAUGGGGGACGUUUAGGAAACAGAAGCGUACAGUAUAAUGUCGGUCCCUCGCCCGAGAACCUCGUCUUGAAUUUUUACAACGGGGUGAAUUAUACAACUGCCAAGGUCCACAACGUCAUUGGAACUAUUCAGGGGAGGGAGCUCCCAGAUGAGGUUGUGAUUAUAGGCAACCACCGCGAUGCAUGGGGACCGGGAGCGGGAGACCCCAAUAGUGGCUCGACCGCACUGAAUGAGGUCGUCCGUAGUUUCGGCGCGGCCAUACAGCGUGGCUGGCGGCCGCUACGCACGAUUGUGUUCAUCAGCUUUGAUGGCGAGGAGUUUGGACAGGUCGGGUCCCGUCCAUGGAUCCGGGAGCAUUUGCCCUGGCUGAAUCGUACGGCAGUCGCGUAUCUCAACGUCGUGGUGGCAGCCGGCGGCACCCAGUUCCAUGUUAAGACCAGUCCGAUGCUCCACCGCGCGGCGAUAUACGCCACCGGAAUGGUCCAAUCACCAAACCAAACGGUCGAGGGCCAGACCGUCCUCGACGUCUGGGGAAGCCAUUUCACAGUAGGUGGAGGCGGGGAUGCCAUGCAAUUCCUUAGUAGCGCCUGUAUCUCAGCGCUCGACAUGGGGUUCUCUCCGGGACUGGACGAUCCCGUUUUCCCCUAUCACUCGCAGUUUGAUACGGUCGAUUGGAUGGAUACCUUUGGAGACCCAGACUGGAAGUAUCAUAUCGCCACUGCCAAGAUUUGGUCGUUGAUGGCCGCCUAUCUCCUUGAGAGACCGGUGCUGGCAGAGCGCACCACAGAUUACGCGACCAGUCUAGGGACAUACCUCCGCGCUGCACGCAGUAAGGUGCCUGCCUCAUUUGCGAAUUUCGAUUUCACUCUGUUGCACGAUUCGAUUGCCAGGCUGAAUCAGGCGGCAGUGCAGUUUGACGGCUACGCUGCUGCCUUAGAGGGUCGUGUCCAGCAGCAGCGGCCUUGGUGGAAUUUUUGGACGGAUUCUCGGCUACAAUAUCAGAUUCGCGCCAUCAAUCAAGUGUACAUUGCCUUUGAGCGUAUGUUCUAUUACGAGCCAGGGCUGGACGGAAAACCCUGGUCGAAACAUGUGGUCUUCUCCGAAAGUGCAUGGCAUAAGAACCCAGACGCUUUUCCGGCGCUGGGGAAUGCUCUGUCAGAGGGUAAUUUCACCGCGGCUCAUCAAUGGGUGGGGAUUAUCGCGGACCGAAUUGACGCUGCCACAAGUUUGCUAGAGCACCACCUACGGCUGUGA
Molecule: messenger RNA, 2259 nt
Organism: Aspergillus viridinutans
Lineage: Eukaryota; Fungi; Ascomycota; Eurotiomycetes; Eurotiales; Aspergillaceae
Exons: 3
Coding region: 1-2259 (752 amino acids)
Molecular function (GO): carboxypeptidase activity
Source: RefSeq, a predicted model, not a curated record